This is a messenger RNA of Phytomonas sp. Hart1, 570 nucleotides long. Lineage: Eukaryota; Euglenozoa; Kinetoplastea; Trypanosomatida; Trypanosomatidae. The record is from the annotation of a GenBank genome assembly.
AUGGCCGGGAUGGAGGAGGCAACGCGGAACGGCCUCAAGAGCCUCCGGCUUCCCCCCCUGGAAGACGUCCGAUGUAGUAUUUUGAGUCUGCAAACUCAGCUGGAGGCGAUGAGGGCGCUGAUGAUGGACCCGAACCGCGUUCAUGCCAUCCGGAAUAGCAAAUCGCCGCGGGGGGCGGCGGCGGAGUCGUGGCAUUUGGACGAGGCCUCCUCCACUUUAGGAAAGGAGGCGAGUAGAAUACGAUUGAACCUCAAAUUGGACAUCGGGGGGGAUCGUCAUGCCGUUUCGGAUUCACCCGAUCCCCAUCCUUCGACGUUUCCAUCAGCGAAAGAUCUUAUUUUUAUCAUCAUGGCACGGCCAUCGGAUCGAGUGAGGGACAUCAAGGAAAGGUUUUUAGAACGUCUGACGGAGAAUAAAUUACUGCCAAUGGGUAAUUUGAUAUCCGAAGAUAAUACACUGCUUUUUAUGGAUGAGAAGGUGCUGUUUGAUACAGAUCUUCUUGGGCAUGAUUUGGAAAUGAACUUACUUCCAGCAAAUGAAUACAAUUUAACGCUACGGUGUAGAAUGUAA